Tachyglossus aculeatus (Australian echidna) is the source of this 1063-nucleotide messenger RNA. RefSeq names its product claudin 15 (gene CLDN15). Gene Ontology annotation, cellular component: plasma membrane; bicellular tight junction. The transcript is spliced from 5 exons. The record is from RefSeq and is a predicted model, not a curated record. Lineage: Eukaryota; Metazoa; Chordata; Mammalia; Monotremata; Tachyglossidae. Gene Ontology annotation, biological process: cell adhesion; bicellular tight junction assembly. Gene Ontology annotation, molecular function: structural molecule activity. Bases 1 to 687 code for a protein of 228 amino acids.
AUGGCUGGGGUGGUGGAGGCGGUGGGCUUGUCCCUGGGGACGCUGGGGCUGCUGAUGCUGGGGGUGACCCUGCGGCACGCCGAGUGGCGCGUCUCCUCCGUCCAUGGCAACGUCAUCACCACGUCCACCAUCUUCGAGAACCUCUGGUUCAGCUGUGCCACCGACUCCACCGGCGUCUACAACUGCUGGGAGUUCCCCUCCAUGCUGGCGCUGUCUGGGUACAUCCAGGCGUGCCGGGCUCUGAUGGUGACAGCCCUGCUGCUGGGCUUCCUGGCCUUGUUGUUCGGCAUCGUGGGGCUGCGCUGCACGCACGUGGCCCACCACAACCCCCGCCUCAAGGCCAACAUGGCAGCCGGCGCUGGGGCCAUGGACGUCCUGGCCGGCCUGUGCGGGAUGGUGGCCGUGAGCUGGUACGCCUUCAACAUCACCAAGGACUUCUUCGACCCGCUCUAUCCGGGCACCAAGUACGAGCUGGGUCCAGCCCUCUACCUGGGCUGGGCCGCGUCCAUCCUCUGCAUCCUGGGAGGCCUCAGCCUCUUCUCCCAGCGCUGCACCUACUCUGAUGAUGACGUCCCGCCCAGCAACCCACCGCCUUACAAGGCCCCCCAAUCCAUCCUGACUCGGGGGCGCAGCGAUUCGGAUGACAACAGCGGCUUGGCCAAGUACGGCAAGAACGCCUAUGUGUAGGACGCCCAUGGCAUCCGGGUGCUUGGCCCCGGGGAGAGGGGGACCAGGAGGAACUGGAAAGGUGGGGGUCCGCCACGCCUGCUCCUCCCGCCCCGGCCCCCCAUGAGACUCCGAGACUCCCCGCCGACGACCCCGACCCCAUCGUGGUAGGGUGGGCCGCAGGCUUUGCGGCACGCCUUCCCGCUCAGACCCCACCUUCCUCCUUGCCCACCAAUAGGCGUCGAGAGAUUGUGGGUAAGUUGAGGCCGAGCCUCUCCCCCUCGGGCCUCGCCCUCCUCCCCUUGCCCGCCAAUCGGCGUCGAGAGAUUUUUGGGGUAGGUGGAGGCUGAGUCACCUGGGUUGGGGAUUUGUGUAAAUAAAAGUUUUUACGAUGCUU